Messenger RNA from Notodromas monacha, 1110 nucleotides. NCBI's taxonomy places the organism in Eukaryota, Metazoa, Arthropoda, Ostracoda, Podocopida, Cyprididae. The record is from the annotation of a GenBank genome assembly.
GUUACUUCUACGAUUUCAGGACUGUCGAAGAAUGAGCCUUGGUUAACGAGUGUGGAUUCCUCCGUUGAAAAUGGCUGCAGAUCCUUCGGGCAGCAAAACCUGGGAGCUUUCGCUGUAUGAAUUGCAUCGCACUCCUCAAGAAGCUGUCACGGACAACACGGAAAUCGCCGUGUCUCCGAGAUGUCUCCACAACGAGCUGAUGUGUCCAAUAUGCCUUGAGCUGCUCAAGAGCACAAUGACUACCAAGGAAUGUCUGCAUCGGUUUUGUCAAGAGUGCAUCAUCACUGCGCUGCGUUCAGGAAACAAGGAAUGCCCGACUUGUCGCAAAAAGCUCGUAUCCAAACGUUCUCUUCGCCCGGAUCCCAAUUUCGAUGAUCUUAUUGCGAAGAUUUAUCCCAGUCGUGACGAAUACGAAGCUCAGCAAGAGAAAGUCCUGGCAACGUUGAGCAAAAGCUGCAGUCAAGCCGCGCUCGUCAGUUCCAUCGAAGAAGGAAUGAAGCUCCAGGCACAAAAUAAACCUCAGCGUUCCAGAAAGACCAAUCCGACUCAAGGACCCGAUGACAACGGAACUCCGAUUCCCAGUGCGCCGUCUACUCCUCCAGAACCAUCAACCCUCUCAACCAAAAAGCGACAGAAGUUCCCUUCGGAAAAUGAAUCUUGUUCAAAUUCCGAAAGUUCCUACGCCGAUGCCAGUGCUGAAACGGAUUCUGCGCAGGGUCGCGAUCAAGAAUUCGAUUUGGAGUUGAAGCCACAUCCUGACGAACCCAUUCGUGACUUGAAGUACAUCAAAGCUCCUGGUGUUGCCUCAGUGGAGCACAUCAGCACGUACCUCGCGCUUCGUGGUACUUUGGACUGGGGCUUUUCCGGAGAUGGUCCGGGAAGUUCGAAGCCUGGACACUUUGCCAUCUACAUUCCUCUACCUUCAGGUGGAUACUCGUUGCUGAAUUCUUCCUGGAGCCUGAAAGACGUUCACGAACGACAUUGGCGUCAGAACAAACCGAUCGAACUCUUCUUUUUGUGGAAACGAUCCCAGUAACCACAUGUUCAACUAUUUACGGAGGCAUGUCCCUAAAAGAUUGUGAAUAAACAAUUAUGUAUGUUUAUUUUACA